GCCGGACUACCCGCCGCUCGAACCUACAACAUUUCUGACAAUCUCGCAUCCCCUGCGUAGGAUACCAAAAUGGUGCAACUCAUAGGCGCUGCAGCAGGCCUGCUAAAGCCCUGCAAACGCUACAUCUGCACGCACGACAAGAACGGGCGCAGCGUCUACGCCGAAUCCCCCGACCAGCUCUUCAACGGUGUACCCGGAUUCGGCGGACUGGCGCGUUCAUUCGCCGUAGCCUCCGUGCCCGCAAACCUGGCGAACGAUCAAGACAUCAAAGCGUACCGGGCAGAAUCGGGAUCUACGAGCUACCAGGGCCGCGAAAUUGUGAACAAGGAGCCCUCUGGCGUCAAUCUUGUAGUUGUGGAUCUGGAGCCGGGGGCGAAGGGUACGAUGCACCGGACGGUGUCGAUUGAUUUUUCCAUUUGUGUGCAGGGGGAGAUUGUGCAUGAGCUGGACAGCGGCGAGACGGUGACGCUACAUCCUGGAGAUCACAUUGUGCAGAGAGGGACGAAUCACCGCUGGCACAAUGCGUCCAAGACGAAGCCGGCGAGGUUCGUGGCGGUUGCGCUGCCUUGCGUGCCGUUUGAUAUUGCUGGUGAGCCGCUGCGGGAGCGCCAUAUUUCGAGCGAUAAGUGGGACAAGAUGAAGGCCAAGUUGUGAGCUGUUGCAGUGUUGGUCGUUCGUUUCUGCCUUUCACAGCAAAGCCCGGUCCGUAGUACAAACAGCUCCUUCACCUCCAU
Molecule: messenger RNA, 734 nt
Organism: Neohortaea acidophila
Lineage: Eukaryota; Fungi; Ascomycota; Dothideomycetes; Mycosphaerellales; Teratosphaeriaceae
Exons: 2
Coding region: 70-654 (194 amino acids)
Source: RefSeq, a predicted model, not a curated record